AUGUGGAAAACAAUAGCCAUUUAUAAUCCUCAAUCUUUUGUUGGCUAUUUUGUUGGUUUUGAAAGAAUCGCCACACGGAAUUACUGGAAAAUGGCUGACAAAGAAUCUCCAUCUGAACCCAAUAAAGAAAAUCCGGAUCAUGAUUCUGUGGAAAACCCGCUUCCCGACUAUAAAUCUACCCUUGAAUACCUAGUUCAAAAGUUCCAGGAUACCGGUACUUCCAAUAAACAGCACAAGUUUUGGGAAACCCAACCUGUUGGUCAAUUUAAGGAUGUUGGGGACUCGAGUUUGCCCGAGGGCCCCAUUGAGCUGCCAAAACCGUUAUCCGAGGUUAAACAAGAGCCCUACAAUCUCCCUAACUUGCUUGGUGAUAGGAUGACAAUGAGCCGUGCAAUUAAGCUUUACAAGUUGCCAAAUUCAACAUCAACCCCUGGUUUGAGGAAAAUGGAGCUCUGUGAUGUUCCUGCAGUUACUCGGCUGCUGAAGAACUACUUGAGCCAAUUCGUUGUUGCUCCUUAUUUUGAUGACAACGAAGUGGAGCAUUGGCUUCUUUCUCAGGAGAAUGUAGUCGAUAGUUAUGUUGUUGAUAGUCAAGAUACUCACGAAAUAACAGAUUUUAUAAGCUUCUAUACCCUUCCGUCAUCCAUCCUUAACAACCAGAAUCACUCAAUUCUGAAAGCAGCUUAUAGUUUUUAUAACGUCUCUACUAGAAUUCCACUGCUACAAUUGAUGAACGAUGCCCUUAUUAUUGCAAAACAGAAGGAUUUUGAUGUCUUUAAUGCACUGGAUGUCAUGGAGAAUGAGUCUUUUCUGAAGGAUCUCAAAUUUGGACAAGGUGAUGGCCAACUAUACUAUUAUCUGUACAACUAUCGGCUAAGCAAUGCUCUGAAACCAUCUGAACUUGGCCUCGUAUUAUUAUAA
This is a messenger RNA of Fraxinus pennsylvanica, 921 nucleotides long. The record is from the annotation of a GenBank genome assembly. Lineage: Eukaryota; Viridiplantae; Streptophyta; Magnoliopsida; Lamiales; Oleaceae.